This is a messenger RNA of Coprinopsis cinerea okayama7#130, 741 nucleotides long. RefSeq lists its product as hypothetical. The record is from RefSeq and is a predicted model, not a curated record. Lineage: Eukaryota; Fungi; Basidiomycota; Agaricomycetes; Agaricales; Psathyrellaceae. The coding region runs from base 1 to 741 and encodes 246 amino acids. The transcript has 6 exons.
AUGACUCGCAUUAAGCUGGCUUGCUUUGACGUUCUACACACACUUAUCACGCCGAGACAGCCAAUUCACGUCCAAUAUGCCGAAGUAUUCAAGGCCUAUCGACUAGGGAGUUUACGACCAGACGAUGUGAAGAGGUCGUUCAAAGUCGCCCUAAAAUCUGUACAGAAAGAUUUCCCUGCUUACGUGCAGGGACAUGUUCCUUGGUGGACUGAAGUGAUCAGGCGUACAGCUCUGGGAGCUGGUGCGGAUCCGAAGGUGGUGGAAUCUGACAUCGAAACUAUCACACACCGCCUCCUUACACGAUUUAGCUCUCGAGAAGGGUACAAAGCGUUUGAGGACGCGAUCCCCACCCUUCAAAAACUUCACGAGGCAGGGGUUAAGACUGCCAUUGUGAGCAAUGGAGAUUCAAGGUUCCGCCAGGUUCUGGAAGAUUUGGAGUUUCCAAUGGCAGACUUGCAACCAUUCCUUCUAAGUGAAGAAUGCAAGAUUGAAAAACCUGACCCUAGGAUCUACGACCUUGCUCGAGAGGCGUUCAACUUGGCUCCAGAGGAAUGUCUCCAUGUUGGAGACGAAUUAGAAGCUGAUUAUUAUGGCGCAUCGAACGCGGGAUGGAAAGCGCUACUAUUGCGCAGACCGGGUACGCUUGGGGAGCAUGAACACAAGGAAGUCAAUGAGGAUCUCUCGGACGUAGAGGUAGUAUCGUGUCUCGGAGACACUCUCGCACAAUUGAACACAGCAUGA